Messenger RNA from Juglans microcarpa x Juglans regia, 3007 nucleotides. RefSeq lists its product as uncharacterized. Gene Ontology annotation, biological process: lipid metabolic process. Bases 88 to 2706 code for a protein of 872 amino acids. Lineage: Eukaryota; Viridiplantae; Streptophyta; Magnoliopsida; Fagales; Juglandaceae. The record is from RefSeq and is a predicted model, not a curated record. The transcript is spliced from 18 exons.
ACACAUAUAACUACAUGGAUGCCACUACAACUGUAAACAAUACACAAGCUCGCCCAUCUCUUGCCCCACAGCAUCACUGUCUCGGCCAUGGCUACCCAUCUCCAAUUCCAUCACUGCGUCUCCACCCUCUGCCCCAAGCUAUCCUUUGUCCGAAACCCUAAAUUUAUUCGGUGGUUCUCUGCACCGUUCCCCCGGAAAGUUAGGGUCUUCACUUUGCGUGAGAAGUUCAGAGGCAGAGAGGGAGUUUACUCUGUUUGUUGUUUCUGUAAAACCGGCUCCGAGAUUGAAAGGGUUUCGGUUCAGGAGGAAGAGAAUGAGCGGCCCCCGUUCGAUAUCAACCUCGCUGUCAUUCUCGCUGGUUUCGCAUUCGAAGCCUACACAAGUCCCUCAGAAAAGGUCGGGAGGUGUGAGAUUGAUGCUGCAGGUUGUAAGACAGUGUAUUUAUCAGAGUCAUUUGUAUGUGAGAUAUAUGACGGCCAAUUGUUCAUAAAGUUAAAAAAGGGUUUGGAUUUGCCAGCCAUGGAUCCGUGGGGAACAAGUGAUCCAUAUGUGGUCAUGCAAUUGGAUGGACAAGUUGUCAAAAGCAAGGUCAAAUGGGGGACAAAAGAGCCAAGAUGGAAUGAGGACUUCACUUUUAAUAUCAAGAAGCCUCCGACAAAGUUUCUCCAGGUUGCAGCUUGGGAUGCAAACCUUGUAACUCCACAUAAGCGAAUGGGUAAUGCAGGCAUUAGUCUCGAUUGCCUCUGUGAUGGAUAUUCACAUGAAAUGGUAGUGGAGUUGGAAGGAAUUGGUGGUGGUGGAAAGAUACAGCUGGAGGUCCAGUACAAAACUUUUGAUGAAAUUGAUGAAGACAAAAAAUGGUGGAGGGUUCCCCUUGUUUUGGAAUUUCUUCGGAAACAGGGUUUUGAGUCUGCUCUGAAAAUGGUUGUGGGCUCUGAGUCUGUACAAGCACGACAGUUUGUACAAUAUGCUUUUGGGCAGUUAAAGGCUUUCAAUGAUGCGAACCUUUGGAAGGGUCAGUUUUCUAACAUUGACAAGUAUGAUACCAUGGGACUCGGAAAAUCAAAUGAUUCUAUUGUGUCAGACAUGCCUUCACAAAUAGAUAGAGAUUCAGAAGCCUCUUCUAAUGACACAGGCUACAACGAAGAUAGCAAAUUAGAGGAUUUUUAUGCAGAGAAUGGUGGUAUGGAGGGUGAAUAUCCCUUUGAACCAGUGACACCUGUUGGUGAUUCAGAGCAAUCAGAAAAACUUUUUUGGAGGAACUUUGCAGAUGUUAUCAGUCAAAAUGUUGUUCAGAAACUUGGUCUCUCUGUUCCUGAGAAUUUAAAGUGGGAAUCAUUUGACUUGUUAAAUAGAACUGGCUUGCAAUCUCAAAAAAUUGCAGAAGAGGGUUAUAUUGAAUCAGGGCUUGCAACUCCAGAAAGUCUGGGUGAUGAGAUCGAUAAAACAAGUGGCUCACUUGGCAUUAGCAAAAUAGGGUCAUCAAUACCAGAUAUUAAAAAAGUGACACAGGAUAUAAUGAGACAGACUGAUUCUGUUUUAGGAGCAUUGAUGCUUCUGAAUGCAACUGUUUCUCAAUUAACAAGGGAUAGGCGUCCUGUAGGAAAGAAUGAAGCAAAAGAAGAAAAUCCAAUCAAACUGGAAGAUGAUGUUGAUGUAAGACACUCUACAAGUGAGAAGCUUUCCAGCUCUAGGAAUGGGCCAGUCGUGGAUGAAAAGAGAGCUGAGGAGAUGAAAGCACUUUUUUCAACUGCUGAGACUGCCAUGGAAGCUUGGGCUAUGCUUGCCACAUCACUUGGCCAUCCUAGUUUUAUUAAGUCUGAAUUUGAGAAGAUAUGUUUCUUAGAUAAUGCAUCCACAGACACACAGGUUGCAAUUUGGCGUGAUUUUGCAAGGAGAAGAUUAGUUAUCGCUUUCAGAGGGACUGAACAAGCACGAUGGAAGGACCUGAGAACUGAUCUGAUGCUAGUUCCUGCAGGGCUAAAUCCUGAAAGGAUAGGGGGCGAUUUCAAGCAAGAAGUCCAAGUUCACAGUGGUUUUCUAAGUGCAUAUGAUUCAGUCAGGACAAGGAUAAUUUCUCUCAUUAAAUCUGCAAUUGGUCAUAUAGAUGAUCUUUCUGAGCCGCUGCUCAAAUGGCAUGUGUAUGUGACCGGGCAUAGUUUAGGUGGAGCAUUGGCUACCCUUCUUGCUCUCGAGCUUUCCUCUAGUCAGUUAGCUAAGUGUGGGGCAAUCUCUGUGACUAUGUAUAACUUUGGGUCUCCUAGAGUUGGUAACAAAAAGUUUGCAGAAGUUUAUAACAGGAAAGUUAAAGAUAGCUGGCGAGUUGUAAACCACAGAGAUAUUAUACCAACAGUCCCUCGCUUGAUGGGUUAUUGCCAUGUAGCUCAACCUGUUUAUCUAGCAGCUGGAGAUCUAAGAGACGCCUUGGAAAAUAUGGAGCUUUCAGGAGACGGUUACCAAGGUGAUGUGCUUGGGGAGUCCACACCGGAUGUUCUUGUCAGUGAAUUUAUGAAGGGUGAGAAAGAACUGAUUGAAAAGCUUUUACAAACUGAAAUAAAUAUAUUCCGUUCAAUUAGAGAUGGGAGUGCACUUAUGCAGCAUAUGGAGGAUUUUUAUUACAUCUCACUGCUAGAGAAUGUGAAGUCGAAUUACCAGACUGUCACCAUUUCGCAAUCCAAUCAACAAGAUAGCUCAUCAAUCAGCUAGGGCUGGCCUAGGAAGCUUGUGAUGUCCAGAGGCCCACAGCAAGGUUGUACAUAUACCUCCCAUCAGCUAUAUAGAUAUCAAAUAGAAAAUUAUACCCUAUAAGAUACUAUUUAACCUGGUCUACUAAUAUCAUACCCCCCCUCGUCCCCCUUUUUAAAACACCAUCUUCUAUUGAAUUGAAGCGAAGGUAAAUAAUGCUUCAAAGAUAGGGUUUUAAUAGUUGGCAGUGGUGAACCCUUUCUUAUCUCACAAUCAACAUUUGUUUGGGAAAUUUGUUUAAAAUAGCAUUGAUAUUCCUUUA